This is a messenger RNA of Thrips palmi, 476 nucleotides long. RefSeq lists its product as uncharacterized. The record is from RefSeq and is a predicted model, not a curated record. The transcript is spliced from 2 exons. NCBI's taxonomy places the organism in Eukaryota, Metazoa, Arthropoda, Insecta, Thysanoptera, Thripidae. Bases 70 to 384 code for a protein of 104 amino acids.
CACCGUCAUUUCCUGCAUCGUGAAGCAAGGCAGCUUGGAAAAUCUUCGACGUGAUUCGAGACAACUACAAUGCAGGCGGUUGCCAUCCUCUUCUCUGCCCUAUUGCUGGCGGCAGCGUGCGCGUCUACGGAACAGAGGGCACAAAAAGCGCUGGAAGGUGAACGGACCCAAGGCAAGUUCCCAAUCAUCUGCGGAAACACCGAGAACUGCAACAUCAUCUGCCAAUCCUUCGGCUUCGGCCCAAACCAUGGAAGCUGUUAUAACAUGCAGUGUACUUGCAGCCCGUGCACGUUUGACGGCCAUUGUAUUGGGUACUGCUGGGCUCAGGGGUACCAUGGGCGUGGAAAGUGCGAUUGGAGGUCACGGUCUUGCAUAUGUCAAUAGAUUUUUGCCCGAGAGGAGCUUUUUGUAGCGUCGACGCAGGUGAAUAUUCCCCCUCCCGGUUAUUUUAUAAAUAAAGAGUUUCUAAGCGAAAA